Effrenium voratum is the source of this 2442-nucleotide messenger RNA. The record is from the annotation of a GenBank genome assembly. NCBI's taxonomy places the organism in Eukaryota, Dinophyceae, Suessiales, Symbiodiniaceae.
CUCGACGCCGUGCGGCGAUGCAAAGACCACAGUCUCUUUGAUGUGCUGAUGAGCCUGUUCAAGCGCUCUGUGAAUGUGGACCAGGACGGCAGUGGGUGGAUUCCCGUGCUCCUGCGCCCAGGCCGCACCGCGCCUGGGCUGAAGGGGCGGAUCUUCUCCGGCAUCGGUCGGGUGCCCGCACAGGAGUUCAUGAAGCAGCUGCCGCCGGAGAUUCGCAAGGAGAUCGAGAUGGGGGUCCCAGACACGCUUGUGGGGCGCUCUGCAUUUGCCUUCAAGAAGUUGGUCCGCUACAUCGCGCGGCAUCGCCUUGGAACCGUCGAGCUGGACAUCAAGAACUCGUUCUUCCAGCUCUUGAACCGACAGAAGCCGCUGCCGCCCAUCAUGGCGGAGUACCUGGACCACCGUGAGGCCCGCCGGCGCAGCGUGGCGAAGGAGCUGAUGAUUGCCCUGGGCUUUGGGGGUGGUUUCGCAAACUGGACGAGCAAGGUGCUGCAGGACAUACCCUUGGCUUCGGAUGAGGGGGAGCGCGGCGAGGUGGCUGCUUGGCUCUACGGCUUCGAGACGGCGGCGCGCCUCGACCACGUGGCCGUUUUUGAGCUGCUGCCACAGAAGGCCAAGGACUGGCACAUGGAGCAGGGCCGCUCCACUGCCUCGGGGGCCUUUGCCCUGUACGCCCACCACGAGAGGUUGCAGAUGGAGAAGAUGGCGGCGGCAGCGGGCAGGGCCUUCAUCGACCACCAGCACGACGGCAUCGGGGCCCUCCGCUCCGCGAGCGAGGCCGUGAAGCGAGCCGUGGAUGUCGAGGUGGUCGUGCACGAGCUGGAGGACCCGUGGGCAUACGCGGCGGCGAAGUGCCCCAACUUGGAUUGGAGACUCAAGUCGAAGAUGGAGUUCUCCGGGUACCACCAACUGCUCCAGCGCUGCAGGCAGCACGUCAUACUUGGACGGGCGAGGGCAAACACCGUGGACUUUGCGAAGCUGGCGGCGGCGAAGCUGUUCCCGGUCGUACACGUUCCGGUGGAGGGGGGUGAGAAGAGGACCACCUACGAAAGCUUCGAGAAGGGAGGCUUCUGGCUGGUGCGAAACCGGGACGACUUGGGCCAGACCGUGGAAGACCUGAUGAACAAGAUGUGUUGCCCGGUCUUCGAGACAGCCGAUGAGAACUACGUGCCGCCGCCGCCCCUCAACGAUACUGCCUUCUUCACCGGUCUGUCCUCGUCCGUUCUGGGGCGUCUGGCAGGCCCGCAGAUGGCGGACCUCGACGGCGACGAGACACGGCACAAAAUCCUCUUUUGCGACGGCAUGCUCUACGAUUUCAAGGAGCGUGUCCUCCGAUCACCGAUCCCCGCCGACCGCAUGGGCUUCCACGCGGCGGCGACCUCAGAGAUGUGGCAGCCGAGCAAGGCGACCAAGCUCUUCGAGCACAUCCUGGCUUUCUUGAAGGAGCAUGUGGAGACGGGGGUGUGUCUGCUCGAGGCCAGCGAGAAUGGCAAACAGGUCAUCGAGUGCUUCGAGGAAUUGGAGCAGGACGGGUGCGAGAUCCUCCGCUACAUGAAGGUGUACGGGGACUGGGACUCCGUCCUGUACGAGCUGCGUCUCAUGACCAGGGCCAUCUCCGCGACGCCGCGGUUCUGCGAGAUGUACUACAUCUGGGGAAGCCAGGAUUCCGGGAAGGACACCAAGGUGAAGAUGUUGCACGCCUUCUUCGGUCACGGCCAGGACAACUACGGGGUGCAGCUUCCGGGAAACUAUGUGGUGCAACAGACUCGCUACCUGACCGCGAAGGACGGACCCGCGCCUUACCAUGCAAGGACUCUAGGCAAGCGGCUGGCCUGGGCCAGUGAAGUCCCCGAGCACUACUCGUUGGCGGAUGACUUCAUCAAGCCCUUUUGUGACAUGGAAGGUGCGCCAGUCUGCAGCAGGAAGCUCAACAAGGGUCCCCGGGACUUCAUGCCUACGGCUUUGCUGGUGGCAACAAGCAAUCACCCUCCCCGUGUGACUCGACCGGAUGGGAUGCUGCGGCGGCUUCGAGUCUGCCAGACAACGGUCAGCUUCACCUUGAAGCCGUCCAUGGCCACCGAGGAGCGAGCCGUGGAUGGAGAGUUCAACAAGUACAUCUUCUUCCUUGCGGCAAAUCUCGUGGACUCGUUGGAGAUGGAGUACAACCCAGGCACCGAGAUCAAGCCGCAGCCACCGGAGAUGAAGAUGAGCGCCAUGGACCUGGUCCCAUGUGCAGACAAGGACGAGGAGGCCAAACCCGAGGCCUUCAUGGCGGAGAUGUGUACCUACCUCAGCCUGGACACCUUGGGCGCGGCAAAGAGCGUGAUCUCGAAGUUGGGGAUCAAAGGACAAUCCUAUGGCCCGCGGUACAUCUCCACCCUCAAGCAACAUGAGCGCAUGGUGGGUGUGAAGCUCCGAUCGGCAUCGACAAGUAGCUCUUAG